Molecule: messenger RNA, 2166 nt
Organism: Mercenaria mercenaria
Lineage: Eukaryota; Metazoa; Mollusca; Bivalvia; Venerida; Veneridae
Exons: 6
Coding region: 346-1902 (518 amino acids)
Cellular component (GO): nucleus; cytoplasm
Source: RefSeq, a predicted model, not a curated record
GUACACAUUUACCCCCAGUUAUGAUUAAAACAUAUAAUAUUAUCGGCAGGGUAGUUUACAAUUGAUAAGAUUUGUACAUGACAAAUUAUAUAUGGAAACUUUAUAGCAGGCGUUGACCCUGAAUUAUGAAUAGUUUAUGUAUGAGAUCACGGUUAUCUGAUAUCGGUUAUAUAUAUGUGUAUCUUACGUUAGAUUUAUUUUACGUUUUUAACAGGUAACCCAGUUCGAUUAAGUCAAAUAUAUUACUAUCAUAUUUCACAAUCUUUUGACACCAUAUACAUUGUGGAGGUAUAAUCGUUCAUUGAUCUAUUGUGGAUACAAUAUUUUACGUGAUCUAAAGCGAUCAUGUCGGUUUCCAGGCAUAAAGUCAGAAAUGACAGAAACAUUCUGUUUACAUCUAAACUAUGUUGUGAAGCUUUGGUAUCCACAUUGCUCCUGUAUGCAGUACCUACAUUACUCAAGGAAGGGACAUUAUGCUACAUCAAUCAAAACACAGUGCUGUGGGGACCUCUACCUUAUAUUACAGACAAGAUGGGAGUUAUGAUUAAAGACACCGCUCAGAAACUUAGAAACACAGCUGACAGUAUGCUGUUUAAUUUAUUCAGAGAGAAAAGGACACUUGUUUUAGUUCAAAUUCAGUUCGAAUCAUUUGUUCUUGAACAGUCGGAUGUUCUCUCGGUACUUAAGUCUAAAUUGACAAGACACAUUUCAACUGGAGUUUGUAUGACAAGAUCUGUCAAAAGUACUGAAUUUUUGAAAUUGUUAAAACUGAAUGAAGAGCUUGUUUAUGACAAAAACAAAAACAUAGAACCGAAAAAGUACUUAGCUGAAAAAAGGAAUAAUUCGAAUCGUAAUGGCACAUUUUGGAUGAUUUUAGAAUCGCAAACUGAUUCCAGCCGGAUUACUUGCGAGGCACCAAGAAAAUACGUUCGGGUAGACGUCUUUAGAUGCAUGUCUGACAAUAAAAACGAAAUUGAAAUUCCUUCACCCAAAAAUGUACUUCAACAUAUUAUUACGGCGUACCCAUUUCAUUCAUACAAGCACGAUCUACCGGAAAUGCCACACGAAGAUGAGAAAUACCCUGUACAAGCAACUGAAAUCGACGCAGGACAGCUUUCAUUUGGCUCUUACAGACCAACGAUUGCAAACAGUAUAUUUCCUAACAAUAGCCAACGAUCCGAUCACCAACGUGAUAUUCAAGAAGCCAGAAGAAAUUUUAAUGCCGUUACAUCGGGAACUGGUCUUCAAAGACGUACCAAACCAGCUCGAUAUCCGGAUUAUACCGCUUUGGAUAACAGAGUAUCAUCAUUCCAAACGCCUAAUUGGGACUCUAACAACAAACCUGAUACACUAGUGCUGGUAAACUGGGGUUUCUUUUAUACAGGUACUGAAGAUUUAGUAAGAUGUUACCAGUGUGGAUUAGGUUUAAAAGACUGGGUGAAAGAUGAUGAUGUGCUUCAGGAACAUGUUAAACAUUCUGCUACAUGUGACUACCUUCUAACGAGACUUGGCAGGGAAACGGUGGAUCAAAUCAAAAUCUCUCUUGAGAGUCCAGGUUGCAGCACCAACACGUCAAGUGCGGGUCAGUUGUCUUAUAAGAUGCGUUCUCCAAGAUACCAGACAAUGGCUUCCAGGCUAGCUUCCUUUAAGGACUUUCCCAGGCACAUUCAUAUUUCACACCAGCAGCUUGCUGUGGCUGGACUCUUCUAUACAGGAAAAGGAGAUUUGUGUCGCUGUUUUACAUGCGACGGUGGUCUAAAGGACUGGAGUGCAGGAGACGAUCCAAUCAAAGAACAUGCCACGUACUUCCCAAAAUGUACCUACAUCAAUCAGCUUAAAGGGUCUGAAUAUGUUAGAGUAUUACAGCGUACCCGUCAAAAUGAACAAUCGACGGUAAGAUAAAGAAACAUAAAACUGAAUGGGAAAAAAUAAAAUUGUAUGGAGACACUACCCUGGACCGCUGAAAUAUUUAGAAUGUAGAAAUAUUUUAUAUGAACAUAAAUUUCAUUAAAAGAAAACAUUAAAAUGAAAAGCAAACUGAAUUAGUGGUGUUCAACCCUUUUCGUAUAAUAUCAAAAGACGAUGUUUAAUUUUCCAUGCACUCUUGGAUACUGUACAAGAAUCCGCGAUUAAACUUUUGGUUCUGUUUAGCUUUACUGAGCUCCA